AGUAGGAAGAUUAACACAUGAAUUCAGCAUAAAACUAAAAAGAACGAACUCACUAAAGUUACAGUAGCAGCGAGCAACGGCUGCAGAUACUGCAACGACGGUAGGCAACCAUUGGGAUGGUUGAACAAGAACCAGCCGAGACGAGCUCGGCGGGAAGCGAAGCACAAACCGCUAACGCGUCCCCACCAUGGAAGGGUGGGUACAGACCGCGAGGCGGAAGAAGAAGAAACAAAAGCAGCGGGAGCAGACCCGUGAGUACCCAAUCUGGGUUCAAGGGGAGAUGUGACCAAUUGAACGGCCACAUCUUUGACGUGGGAUCCACGCAAGCAUCAAGAUAUAUGAAAACCAAGAAGGAAAUAGUACAGUACGCCGGAAGGACAUACGGGGCGGAAGUACGGCGAGCCAUUAACGACGUGUCAUGUGUACGCGCCAUCAUCGAUGGAGAUAAUCCAACCAAGGACAUGACAAAGGAAGCAAUCAAAGCAAUGGAUGAAAUACAGCUAACCGUGACUAAGGAAAUUGCUAAACGGCACACUAUAAAGCUACUGAAAUAUGAUGACGAUAUGAAGAAGAUGUAUAGUACCAUACACGGACAAUGCACCGAUGCCAUGAUACAGAAAAUUAGCGCCGACACGAGCUUCACCUCGGUACAGGAUGAAAAUGACGCAAUCGGUCUGCUGCGGAUAAUAAAGAAGAUAUGCUACAGCUACGAAGCACAACAGUUUCCGCCUCUGGCGGGAGUGCGAGCCAUCAUGAACCUGUACAGACAGACUCAGGGCGAGUUUACGUCCGACAUUGAAUGGUAUGAACAGUUUGAAAACCUCCUCACAGCAGCAGCAGCCUGCGGAGGAGAACUGCAUGUCCCUGGCGUGGACAACUAUAUCAUUAACAGGGAUUACGGUGGCGAAAUGCCAAAGGAAGAAGAGACAAGACGGAUCAUAAGAAAGAAAGCGCUUGAGCUCACCCAGGCUACUAUCUACAUUGAGAACGCCAACCACGCGCGAUAUGCCGGUAUCAAGGAGAAGCUUGAGAAUGACUUCUUGAUGGGACAAAAUAACUAUCCUGAAACACUAACUGAAGCACACAACAUACUGGUGAAUUAUCGCCAAGGGAACGGCAGCAGGAUAACGAACGGCAGCGGCAAAAGGCACAGUACUGACGGAGUGAUGUUCGUACAGAACACGGGAGAACAAGGGCAACGACGGCCACGGAACAGCGUCAAAUGCUACCGAUGCGGGAAAAUGGGCCACUACUCAUAUGAAAACGUCUGCAAACCAGCUGAUGUGGCGGCUCACGAGCGGCAGCAAGAUACUGAAAGAUCUGGUUCCGCGACCCAAGACAACGAUAAUACACAAGAUCCAGCGGACCCGCCUGAUCAAGGGACGUCCGGAGCGGUCAACGUACAUUUUACCGACGGGCCAGUCAUCAACACCGCGGAAGACGACGGCAUCGAUCUAUACGAAGAGGAACCAUAUUACGGGCUCAUGUGCUGCACCCGAGGCGUAAUCGCCGCGGGAAACGACAGCAUUUGCUACGAUAAUAUCUUAAGCCAGACAAGCGGCAAGAUUAACAAGGAUUGGUUGCUGCUGGAUAACCAGUCUACAAUCAACGUGAUCUGCAACCCGGCACUCCUGCGAAACAUACGAAAGACGAACAGACCAAUGUACAUUUACUGUAAUGCAGGAGUGGCAACUACCAACAUGGUUGGGGAGUUCCCAGGCGUUGGGACUGUAUGGUAUCACAAAGCAGGAAUCGCAAACAUACUGUCGCUGUCACAAAUAAAGAAGCAACAUAGGGUCACGUACGAUAGUUCCAUCGACAACGUGUUCCGAGUACACAGCAAGGAUGGGAAAGUAUGCAGGGAGUUCAAGCAAUCCAAAAAGGGACUAUACUACACGGUGAUGAUGGGCGAAACUGCAACGCUGUUCACAAACCAAGGGAUAACCACCGUACGUGCGAACAAGGCAAAGUACUCGGCGCUGGAUCAGAAGAGGGCCCAGCGGGCUUGGAAGAUGCAAGACAUCUUGAACGUCACGACCAAGGAAAUGAUCGAGCUGAUCAACAAAAAUGCUAUUCCAAACUGCCCAGUGACGAGAGACGAUAUCAACAUCGCAAAUGACCUGUUCGGCAGUACAGUCGUAGGGUUAAAAGGGAAGACUGUUAGACGAUCUGAACCACAUGUGCGGGUUAAUAUCACCCCACUCCCACAAGGAAUCGCAGCUAAAUAUAGGAAGGUGACACUGGGUGCAGAUAUUAUGUAUGUCAACAGUAUCCGUUUCUUCAUCACUAUCUCGCGGCACAUUCAAUUUGGGACAGUCGCAAUGAUAACUAACGCAAAAGCGAGCACAUUACAGGAGUGCGUAGCCGAAAUAAAGAGCCUUUACGCUAAGCGCGGCUUCGUUGUCGAGACAAUAAGCAUGGACAUACAGUUCCAGCCCAUCGCCACAGGGAUAGCAGGACUGGGAAUCACACCAAAUUUCGUAUCGCAGGAUGAGCAUGUGCCGGAGAUCGAGCGAUACAUCCGGACAAUCAAAGAACUUGUGCGAGGAAUCCAAUGCACACUCCCGUACAAGCGUUUGCCGGGACGAGUAACUAUCGAAUUGGUUGCAAGCCAAGUGUUCUGGUGGAACUGUCUCCCAAAGCCGACAGGAGUGUCUGCUACCAUGAGCCCGAGGACGAUCAUAACUGGACUUACGGUAGACUACUCGAAGCAUAUGAAAUUGCAGUUCGGGGAGUAUGUGCAGACUCAUGAGGAGACGGACAACAACACUGGGCGCCCGCGAACGAUAGGCGCACUGGCGCUGCGCCCAACCGGUAACGUCCAAGGAGGACACUGGUUUUACAGUCUCCGAACCGGGCGUGUGAUUAAUAGGAGCAGAUACACGCAGUUACCAAUGCCAGAAGAGGUGAUUGAGAGAGUAGAACACCUCGCGAGGAACUACCCCGAAGGUGUAGACUUCAGGAACAGAGCGGGACACCCAAUCGACGGGGAUCCGACUGCGACGGUUGACCCAGGCGGGAACAACGGUGAUUCCGACGAUUCCGAUGCCGACUCCGACUAUGAGGAUGAUCUCAGUGUCGACAGCUUCGACGACCGCCUUGACGAAAGUUUCGUGGAUGAGGACUCAGACUCAGAUAAGAGCGAAACAGAAGCGAUAAUAGAUCUAGAUGAUGAAGCGAGGGAUGAUGACUCCGAGCCGGAGAUCGAAAGAAGGGAUGGCCUCCGACCGUCUAGGGACCGGAGCUACAAUCACCUAAAAACAGUGGGUUACAUGAACAACUUGAACGCAAGACGCGGACAGGAGAACAAAGGAAUGAAACAGUAUGCCAUGGUCCUACAUGCUCUCAUUGAGUUUAACAAGGAUGAGAAUGCGUUCUAUGAGCAAGUGCACACCAUACUGUUGACCCAGUACGGAAUGAAACAAGGAAUUAAAAUCUUUGGUGAAAGGGGCCUACAGGCAGUUAAGACCGAACUGCAGCAGCUCCACGAUAGAGAGGUCGUUGAGCCAGUACCAGCCAAGGAGCUGACUGCGGACCAGAAGGCAAAGGCCCUCGCCUAUCUAAUGUUUCUAAAGGAGAAGCGAUGCGGAAAGAUCAAGGGCCGAGGAUGUGCUGACGGAAGAAAGCAACGGAAUUGGAUGAGUAAAGAGGAUACAACAUCCCCCACAGUGUCGAUACAAGCAUUGAUGCUGUCAUGCAUGAUGGACGCAUAUGAAGGGAGAGAUGUAGCCACUGCAGACAUCCCCGGAGCCUUCCUACAGACAUCAGAUGACAGUGGCGAAACUCAUCUGAGGCUCGAAGGAGUGAUGCUCAAGCUAUUAGCAGAGAUCGAUCCAUCGCGAUACGAUAAACACAUAAAAACAGACCAUAGGGGAAGGAAAUUCCUCUACGUGAAGUGUUUGAAGGCAAUUUACGGAACACUCAAUGCAGCUCUGUUAUUUUGGUUGAAGUUAAGUGUGGACCUCACCAAGUGGGGAUUUGUCGUCAAUCCAUAUGAUUGGUGUGUGAUGAACAAGACUGUGAACGGAAAGCAGUGCACGAUACUCUGGCAUGUGGACGACAUCAAGGUGUCUCACCACAAUGCAGAGGUAGUGACACAGGUGCUCAACCAGAUCAACGAGGUGUAUGGAAAGGAAGCCCCAUUGGUAAUAACCAGGGGAAAGACACAUGAUUAUCUGGGGAUGACCAUCGACUUCUCCAAAACCGGGAAGGUGCAGUUCACCAUGCAUGAUUAUAUCGAGAACAUGCUGGCAGAGCUCCCCCCCGGGCUCGGUGAGGGUGAGUCCGCGACGCCAGCUGGCCACCACCUGUUCGACGUGAAUGAGGUCAACCCAGAAAUACUUAGUGAGAAGGAACGGGUCAUCUACCACACCAAUACCGCAAAGCUCCUGUUCCUUGCAAAGCGUGCACGGCCGGACAUCCAACUUCCAGUAGCAUUCCUCUGCACGCGAGUCCGCGGCGCCGACAGGGAUGACUGGAAGAAACUUGACAGGGUGAUGAAAUAUCUCCGUGGAUCAAUCGGUUUGCCACUGAUUCUCGGGAUCGAUGGGAGCGGACAACUGAAGUGGUAUAUUGACGCAGCGUUUGCGGUACAUAAUGAUAUGAAAAGUCACACAGGGAUGAUGAUGACCAUGGGCCAAGGAGCAGUCAACUCAUCAUCAUCAAAACAGAAGCUAAACACGAGGAGUUCAACCGAAGCCGAACUGGUGGGCGUCGAUGAUGAAAUGACACAAGUAAUCUGGACCAGGCAUUUCUUACAGGCGCAAGGUUUCACAGUUGUCGACAAUAUUGUGUAUCAGGACAACCAAAGCGCAAUGAAGCUUGAGAAGCAUGGUAAAAGAUCAAGCGGGAAGCGGACACGUCACAUGAACAUACGAUACUUCUUCGUGACUGACCGAAUAUCAGCAAAAGAAUUAGAUGUGGAAUACUGUCCCACGCUGGAUAUGAUUGCUGAUUACUUCACCAAGCCUCUGCAAGGCUCACAGUUCCGACGCUUUAGGAACAUAAUACUCGGAAUAAAGGAACACGACAUAACACGGUACAACCGCAAUGCAAUGGAGGAGAUCAAUGCCCGCAAGAAGCAGCGGCUUGCCAAAGCCGCGGAGGAUGAUCUUACUAAGCAGCAACUGUUAAAUCAAUGACAGUAUUACAGCAGCUCAGCAAGACCACAGGAGUGUGUUGCGGGGAAUCGAUACCACGGUACGCGGACAGACCGACACCACCGGACAGACAACGGGUUCGCCCACACAACGGGCGUACUUUAUAUAUAUAGCCUACAGACACGGAUCAACAUAAGUGACGUGGUGGCAAAUGAGCGAGUGAGGAGGGAAUGAGCGAUCCAUGAUUAGGGGAAGAGAACCAAAAGUGGAAUUUAGUGAUUUUAGUGUAAUUGAGAGUGUAUGCUCAUUCUUUUUAGUUUUAUCCAGUUAACAGCUAUGACAUAAGCUUUAAGACUUUCUGUAGUUAAGUAGGAAGAUUAACACAUGAAUUCAGCACUAUCCUACCUGUACGUAUCGUCCUGUACAUACGGUAGGUAGUUGCCUUUUUGUCGUGUUAUUUGUGGCGCUUUUUCCUUCCCGCCACAAACAUCUCACCUCCUUUUGCAUUAGUCGCACUGGAGAUCACUCUGAUGACAAAUUACGGAGCGAUCUUCUUGUUCCGAACAGGCUAGGAAAAAGAGCACGAAGAUUUUGCUGGAGGCUUGAUCAAAUCGUUGCUGUUCUUAACACAAAACACACAAUCGCAUUCCUUCGGCAAGAAUAAAAGACAAGGAAAAUCCAUGGAUUGGAAUGAUUUCAACACUAUCCGCAACAAGUUGGGCCGCGGAGAGGAGUUGUCGACGAGCGAUCUAAUUUCCUUGGACCCACUUCACGAUGCGAUUUACGAUCAUGAGGGAUUUAUUGUCUGUAAUCACAAACCAUGUUCGUCUACAAAGUGUAGAAUGGAGGAGAAUGCACCUUUCCACCUGGAGUAUCUGGAUCGUUCUCUUCUGGAUGGGCAAUGCCAGAAGAGCCAACAGCACGGGCAGCAGGGGCUUCCUAGAGUGGUCCGCUAUGUCGGUAAGUAGCAUCAUGCUUUUGCAAUAAGCCGUGCGUUCUUUCCAUUGUGCGAUUGACCUUGCGCCAAUCAUUGCUGCAUUCCAUGCAUUGCUGUUGUAUUUACUGUCUGCCUUCUUGCUUGUCUUUCUUCAUAUUGAUUUACUCACAACUUUGGAUGUUUCUGUUGCGUUCCAUACAUUACGAUAAUGUGGAAACGGUACUAUUCGCACGUGUUUCAUUAUGUCAACGAAUUUCAAAAAAGGAAUGGUGCAGGAUAUGCUUGAACCAGAAUACUACGAAUCCUAUGACAGUCAAGGACGGUCGACUCAUUUUGUAGAUCACAACGAACCGGGCGAUGAUAUCAAUAACGCGAAUGCCAACAAUCAUAGAAAAAGCGAUGCAUACCAAUCGAAGCCUUCUUUGGUCGAAAGAACUCCCUUGGUGGUGGUCCCCAUUCCAUUUGCCUCGGAUUGGUUGCAUCGCGGAAUUGUGAGGGGCCAGCGCAAAAGUAGCAGUGCUUCCAAGUCGGCCGUGGUGUCACCGGUCUCUGCCAAUCGUGGAGAUCGAAAACGAGACCGUGAAGUUGGUGGUGGAGUUGGCGCUUACGAAGAUUGCCAUAUGAAAGGGGACCUCGACGAAAGUGUCUCGUGUCCGAUGGAUAUAAAGUCGAACUCGACAGAUCCACUACCGAAAAAGACGACAACAACUGAAGGGAAGAAGGGGAAUAGGAGUACAAUUGGUUCGGCAGGCUCUUCGACAAAUCCAAACGCAGACGCAACAACAACUGAUUGGUGGCCUGCAGGAACUUGUGGGACUUCUAAAGAUCAGUGCCCAAUCUUAGCAAAGAUGUGCUAUGACCAACUCCUAUCGGGAGAGCCACUAGACAAUGAAGACAAUCAGGAGAGCGCAUCGGGAACAAAGCGAAAGCAACGUGAACGACCAUUGUUGCUAAACGACUUGGUUUCGAUGGUUGGUGUCUUAUCAAUUGAUCCAUUCGAAGCAGAUUUUUCAGGACAAGAAACCAAAAACAACGAGUUCGGAUAUUGUAUAACAGAAGAUCCAUUGACGAUGUUGAUGGCAGAAAUUCCACCUCCAAGUCGCUUGCCCCGUCUUCACGUCCUGAGUUACCGUCGGUUGCGAUUGGACGAUCUUGCUCGACGAGCCAUAAAUGUCGGAAAAAUGGAUAAUGAUGAGAAUAAUAUUGCUUUGCAUUCAGAACAAGAAGAAGUGCGGACUACUGAAUUUCGUGCGGAUGUGAACAGCGAUGAUGAUGAUGGUGACGACGACGACGACGACGACGAUAGCAAAGUCGAGUGGUCUGGUUUUCGAAAGGAUGUUUCGUCACUGGUUCCAUCGGCCUUCGCAUUUCUGCUGCAAGAGGGAACUUCGCCUGUUCCGAGAUCGGCUCCAUGGAUCCGGGCACUUUGGAUGUGUCUGUUGUCAGAAGCAGAUCGAUGCCCUCCCGACACCGACGGCAUGCAGCAAAUCAUGCGAGCAGGCCCCGCAGAACGGGCUCUCGGGAGUAUUUCCUUGCGAUUAUCAGCCCCGGAUGUCACGAGUGCGAGGUCUUUGUUCCGUCGCCUGGCGGAAAGCGUUCUGCCGGAUGUAUGUCCCAUCGUAGCGGCGGUGGACCUGACAACAGCGACGAAAACUUUCCCGAACAAUACGUCCUUCUUUCCUCGUAAGGACGAGAAUGGUCGCUUGCAACCUUGUCCAUUACAACUUCCAAAGGGGUCAGUGUUACUAAUAUAUUGUCCCCCUAAUAUGAUCAGUGGAAGCGAUACUACAAACCGCCGAUCCAUUGGUGCGAACGACGGUAUGGAAAACAAUGGUGACAGCAACGGUAAAAUAAUCCAAAGUGUUCUCAAUGAACUAGUAAAACAUCAUCGGAUUCCUUAUAGAUUCGAGGGGGGUGUCAUGAUUCCGUUCGAGGCGGACUUUCGCGUGAUCCUUGUGACUACUCAAACACAGGAAUUUCCAUGCACUCUUUCGGUGUUGACGGGAACCGGCUCGACGAUGAUGACCGAAGAUUUAUCGCUGUUGUCACCGGUAACGAGUAAGACAAAACUAGAACUCCGGGAAAGCUUGGCAAAUGGACGUUCAGUGGCUACUAAGAAUGGAUCUCCAAUGAAAUUCUCGUCAGCGAUCCUAGAACAAGCACAAAAAGAUUUCUUGGAGCGGCGCCAACGAUGCCACGGGCCCUCGGCGUCGUCGGUACUACCGGGGGAAGACGAUUUUCACAGGUGGUUAACCUUAACGAAACUGCAGACGAAAAACCGUAGGUCCCGUGGCAACAAGAUUACGAGCAACAAGAACACGGCCGCUCUUGUGGAAGGGGAAACUGGAACAGACUCUUCUUUGCCUACGUCACCAAAAAAGACGUGGGAGCCAACAGUGAAUGAUUGGAAGGCAGCACUAAAUCUCGACGAUGAUAUCAGACUUACUGCCUGAAUUCUUCUACAGAAAUCAUUGGCACCGAUGAAGUUAGCUUCGAGAAACAAUACAAUGUAAAAGGCGGA
This is a messenger RNA of Pseudo-nitzschia multistriata, 8557 nucleotides long. The record is from the annotation of a GenBank genome assembly. Lineage: Eukaryota; Bacillariophyta; Bacillariophyceae; Bacillariales; Bacillariaceae.